This is a messenger RNA of Plasmodium coatneyi, 2391 nucleotides long. RefSeq lists its product as uncharacterized. NCBI's taxonomy places the organism in Eukaryota, Apicomplexa, Aconoidasida, Haemosporida, Plasmodiidae. The record is from RefSeq and is a predicted model, not a curated record. The transcript has 6 exons. Bases 1 to 2391 code for a protein of 796 amino acids.
AUGGGGACGAGACGAAACGUCAGAGAAGUGGCGAAAAAGAUCACACAAAGGUACCUCUCAUCGGUCAACGUCGCUCACUUCAUUUGCAGUACCAUUCUGUUAAAUUAUCUGGUGGCACACUUCGCAGUUACCGGGUUAGGGUUUUCUCCCAGGGGGGGAAAGCAUCCGCUACUAGGGGGGGCAAAAUGGAUGAGCCCUUCCCUCGAAGAAGAGCCCUACACACACACAGUCUGCUUAACCUACGUCCUUUUAUCUGUCCUUUACUAUGUUACCAAGCUUGUAGCCAUAUGUGCGGAGACGACGCGGAAGAAAGGUCCCCAGGUGGAGGGACGAACGAAUGGAUCAACCAAACGUGAGAAUGUCCCUCUCGCAACACGAUGGAGGAGACAAUUGUGGGUUACAAGCAUCCAUCUGAUUAGUUACGUCCUCCUCACCGUGUUGGGUAUGCACAGGGGGAGGAGAGGAAAACCUUCUCUCUUCCCAUUCAUCCUGGCAGUGUGUGAAAUGGGCACUCCUCUUAUCUCCCUAAUUAACAUCCUAGGGGCAGUAAAAAGGGUGGACCUACUCCUCUUCUUAUGCUAUUUCGCUGUUGAAAGACUUUGGAAAAAAAACCUCCAUCGUCCCGGUGGUGGACACGCGUUGCACACCCAAACGGGAGAGCAUAAAAGGAGAAAUGCUUUUCGUGUCAGUUUAAAGAAGGAGUGGUUCUUCCCUAGUUGUAUUAACUUAUGGGUGGACUGGUUGGAGCGGCGUCUAAGUCCCUUUCGUUGGUGCGAUGUCGGGAAGGGAGAGGAAUCCACCCCAGGGGGGGUACGCCCCAAUAGGAUGAACUCCCCCGAAGGAGCUCGCCAAGGGGGUAUGUCACCCCCACGGAAUGCAACCUCCCAAGUAGGAACUAACUGCGUAAAAAGGCACAAAGGCAAAGCGGCGGGGACGAACUCGGAUGAAGAAGACAAUACCAGUGGUGGAAACAACAAAGGGGUGCGUCCCCACCUCGAAACGAAGUCUUCUAAUGCACAACUGGGGGGGAAGACUCGAAGCGAAGAGAAUGGUGAUUCUUCUAAUCCAGGGGAGAAGCAUCAUAUGAAAAAGGGGGUGCACGAACAUUCGGGUAGUCAUGCACAUGAGGAGAGUUCAGGUAGUCAGGGGGAGCUAUGCGAGCGGGUCAGGACAAAUGCUCACAAGUACAAACAUUUUUACCACCAAUAUUGUAGGGGCGGUGGAGGAGACGGGGACGAACUGGAGGAGGAGAGCAGCUCAAGGGAAGGUUCCUUCUUGAAGUGUCCCACGCUGAGGGAGCGCAGAAAAUUCAAUGUCAUCCAGGGUGGUGAGGUAGCCUCCCCUGAAAGACACAACGGAAGUGGAAAAAAGGGAUUCAAUUUGGGGAGCCCCAAAAUAAGGAACCUGAAUGAUAAGCGGAGUUAUACCUCGUUGUACUUCCCCUCCGUUAUCGAAACGGACACUGAAGGGGGGAGCAUCAGCGGGGACAGCAUCAGCGAACGCAGCAACAAUGCUCGAAUUAGAAAUGGUGAAGGGGAUGAGCACAUUGGGGGCCCUUCUCUAUACAAGCAGAAGGAAAAACCUCACUCACAGGCAAACACUCACAACGAAUUACAUCACCAUAUCGGUACAUAUGAAAGGGACAAAUUAGAAGGCGUCGAAGGGGUGGGCACCUGUUUAAACGAAAAGGGGGACGACGGUUUUUCAGUUGGGCACCUCCUAAAUGAUGUGAAUCGAAGGGAGGAAGGUACCAACACGUCCAUACUCUUCAACGGAACAUACCUCCAAAGGGGAACAGAAAAGAAGAGGAAGAGGAAGAGAAAAAAACGCCACUGUGUUUAUCUCCCCCCCGAUGGGAUGAAGUGCUCACAGUCGAAUCAGGGAGAAGACAAAGCAGUGAGUUCCAACCGAGUGAAUUCACUUGAAAAGCACAUCAGAACGUCCCUGUCCAACUUCAAAAGGAAGAAAGAAAUUCUUACCUUCAUAAACGAUACUUAUAAAACUAUUUUUGUGACGAGCAUUUUGUCGAUGCUGCUCACCAAGGGCAUUCUUAUAUGUACCUUUCUGUACUUCCUGCAGAGUGUGCCAGUCGCUUCGGGGAGGCCGUUCCCCUCUGGUGUGUUUCCCAUGUUGCAGGAACUGGAGGACUCAUUCGCACAGUUAAUAAUUUCCUCUGCGAGACACUCAGAAAUGGAUUUAAUAUUUCUAAAGGCGGCGUUUCUGGCACCAGUACAGAUGAGCAUUUACAUACACCUGGAUGGGGUUUUCUCCUGUCAUGAGGACCAUUUUUUAAAAAGCUUAAUAUCGGCUGUUGUCGACUCCAUUUUGUGCUUCCGAUGGUGGGGUAUACUACGAUACAAGCAAUUUUUCCUCAUGAAGUCGUACGUAUGA